Messenger RNA from Erigeron canadensis, 6129 nucleotides. Its product is annotated as callose synthase 2-like. Gene Ontology annotation, biological process: (1->3)-beta-D-glucan biosynthetic process. The transcript has 43 exons. Lineage: Eukaryota; Viridiplantae; Streptophyta; Magnoliopsida; Asterales; Asteraceae. Gene Ontology annotation, cellular component: 1,3-beta-D-glucan synthase complex; plasma membrane. The record is from RefSeq and is a predicted model, not a curated record. Gene Ontology annotation, molecular function: 1,3-beta-D-glucan synthase activity. The coding region runs from base 127 to 5949 and encodes 1940 amino acids.
UUUUAUCCAAACAAACUAAAAGAAAAACAUCACACAAAAAAGUGAUACACAAAAGUUUGUUUCAUAUGCAGCUUAAUUUAAUUAUUUCAGUUACUUGGUGGUGAUUUAGAUAUUUGUAGAGGUAGAAUGGCUUAUGCUAGAAGAGGGUCGGAGCAGCCGCCUGCUAGGCAGCUGCUGCGGACUCAAACGGCCGGUAAUUUGGGCGGGGAGGCGAUGAUGGAUAGUGAAGUGGUGCCGUCAUCACUUGUGGAAAUUGCGCCGAUUCUUCGUGUCGCUAAUGAAGUUGAACCAAGUAACCCAAGGGUUGCUUAUCUAUGCCGGUUCUACGCCUUUGAGAAGGCUCACAGGUUAGAUCCAACAUCAAGUGGUCGUGGUGUUCGUCAGUUCAAGACUGCUCUACUUCAACGCCUAGAAAGGGAAGACGCAACAACAUUAGCAGGACGAACAAAGAGUGAUGCUCGUGAAAUGCAAAGCUUUUAUCGGCAUUAUUAUGGGAAGUACAUUCAGGCGUUGCAAAAUGCUGAUAAAGCUGACCGCACCCGUCUUACAAAAGCUUAUCAAACUGCUGCUGUUCUGUUUGAGGUAUUAAAGGCUGUAAAUCUCACUGAAUCUGUGGAUGUUGCAGAAGAAAUCAUUGAAACACAGAAAAAGGUUGCUGAGAAGACAGAAAUGUAUGCUCCUUAUAAUAUACUUCCACUUGAUCCGGACAGUAAAAAUCAAGCAAUUAUGAGAUAUCCAGAGAUACAAGCUUCUGUCUCUGCUCUUCGUAACACCAGAGGUUUGCCGUGGCCCAAAGGCUACAAGAAAAAAGAUGAUGAAGAUAUUUUGGAUUGGCUGCAAGCUAUGUUUGGCUUUCAGAAAGAUAGUGUCUCAAAUCAAAGGGAGCACUUAAUUUUGUUAUUGGCAAAUAUUCAUAUUCGACAAAAUCCAAAGCUUGGCCAACAAGCUAAGUUGGAUGAUGCUGCAGUGAAUGAAGUUAUGAAUAAACUGUUUAAAAAUUAUCAGAAGUGGUGCGAAUAUUUAGGUCGCAAGCAUAGUCUUUGGUUCCCCAAUAUUCAAAAAGAAGUGCAACAAAGAAAACUUUUAUACAUGGGUCUGUAUCUUCUCAUAUGGGGGGAAGCUGCAAACUUGAGAUUUAUGCCAGAAUGCCUAUGCUACAUUUAUCACCAUAUGGCAUUUGAACUUUAUGGUAUGCUGGCUGGAAGUGUAAGCUCUGUGACUGGUGAGAAUAUCAAGCCUGCCUAUGGGGGUGAAAAGGAGGCAUUCUUGAGAAAAGUUGUGACUCCUAUCUACGAUACAGUUGCAAAGGAAGCUCAUAAAAGCAAAGGGGGGAAGACAAAACAUUCUCAAUGGAGAAAUUAUGAUGAUCUGAAUGAGUAUUUUUGGUCAGUCGACUGUUUUCGUAUUGGAUGGCCAAUGCGCGCUGAUGCCGAUUUUUUUCACGUUCCUGAAGUAAUUAAAGAAAACGAUGUGGAAAAACCUGCUAGUAAGGGUCGUUGGGUAGGGAAGAUCAAUUUUGUUGAGAUAGAUUCAUACUGGCAUAUCUUUAGAAGUUUUGAUAGGAUGUGGAGCUUUUUCAUAUUAUGUUUACAGGCAAUGAUAAUUAUAGCAUGGAAUGGGUCUGGUAAUCUAAGUUCUAUAUUUGACGGGAAAGUGUUCAAGAAAGUGUUGAGCAUCUUCAUAACAGCUGCAAUUUUGAAACUUGCACAAGCUGUGAUUGAUCUUGUAAUGAUGUGGAAAGCAAGGUACAGCAUGUCAUUUCAUGUGAAGCUCCGAUAUGUUCUGAAGACUGUUUCUGCAGCUGCCUGGGUUAUAGUUCUACCAAUAACAUAUACUUAUAGUCUGAACAAUCCGUCUGGAUUUGGAGAGACCAUGAAGAACUGGUUUGGCAAUGGACCAAGUUCCUCUUCUUUGUUCAUUUUGGCAAUUGUUGUCUAUUUGUCUCCAAACAUGCUUUCUUCAUUAUUGUUCCUCUUCCCAUUUGUCCGUCGGUAUCUAGAAAGAUCAGAUUACCGAAUUGUGAGGCUCAUCAUGUGGUGGUCUCAGCUUCCACUAUAUGUCGGAAGGGGAAUGCAUGAGGAUCCUCUUUCUUUAAUCAAGUACACAUUCUUUUGGGUUGCCCUUCUAGUGGCAAAGUUAGCUUUCAGUUACUACUUAGAGAUAAAGCCACUAGUGGGUCCAACAAAAGCAAUUAUGCGAGUUUCAGUAAGACGUUAUCAAUGGCAUGAGUUCUUCCCCCAAGCUAGCAACAACAUGGGUGUUGUCAUAGCACUCUGGGCUCCUAUUAUUCUUGUCUAUUUUAUGGACACCCAAAUUUGGUAUGCCAUCUUUUCUACAAUAUUUGGUGGUUUCUAUGGUGCUUUUCGUCGUCUUGGAGAGAUACGGACUCUGGGCAUGUUGAGAAGCCGGUUUGAGCAAUUGCCAAUUGCUUUUAAGGGUUGCUUAAUUCCAGCAGAGAGAAGUGAAAAGACUAAAAAGGGACUCAAGGCUACUCUAUCACGUAGAUUCACUAAGGUCACAUCUAACAAAGAGGAUGCAGCAAGGUUUGCUCAAAUGUGGAAUGAAAUAAUUAGAAGUUUCAGGGAAGAGGAUUUGAUAAAUAAUAGGGAAAUGGACCUUUUACUCAUGCCAUACUGGGCAGAUCUUGGUUUGGAUCUUAUUCAGUGGCCUCCCUUUUUACUUGCUAGCAAGCUUCCUAUAGCAUUGGAUAUGGCAAAAGAUAGUAAUGGAAGGGACUCCGAACUGCAAAAGAGGAUGGAUUCAGACCGUUACAUGGUCUAUGCAAUUCGCGAGUGCUAUGCUUCAUGCCAAAAUAUUAUGAAUUUCCUGGUUAAUGGAGAUCGUGAGAAGACUGUCCUGAACGAGAUAUUUUCCAUCGUUGAUGACCAUAUAGAGAAGGGAGACGUGUUAAGCGAGUUUGAUAUGCAUGAAUUGCCUAGCCUCACUGAACAGUUCGUUAAGCUUAUUGAGUUUCUGAUAAAAAAUGAAAAAAGUGACAAGGAUGAAGUUGUCAUUGUGUUACUUAACAUGUUGGAGGUGGUGACAAGAGAUAUAAUAGUGAACGAGUCGAUUUCUAGUUUGAUGGAAUCAACCCUUGGUGGUUCUUUUGGAAAUAGUGAAGUUGCACAAGAUAAGCAAUAUCAGAAAUUCUUUGAAAAUCUUAAUUUUCCUGUUACAAGAGAAACUGAAGCAUGGAAAGAGAAAAUAAGAAGGCUACAUCUCUUGCUUACUGAAAAGGAAUCUGCUAUGGAUGUGCCAUCAAACAUAGAAGCCAGAAGGCGUAUCUCUUUCUUCUCAAAUUCGUUGUUUAUGGAUAUGCCUGAAGCACCCAAAGUUCGAAACAUGAUAUCUUUUUCGAUUCUAACUCCUUACUUCAAUGAGGAUGUCCUUUUCUCCGUGGAUACCCUAGAAAAGCCGAAUGAAGAUGGGGUUUCUAUCCUAUUCUAUUUGCAGAAAAUUUUCCCAGACGAAUGGGAUAAUUUCCUUCAACGGGUGAACUGUAAAAAUGAAGAUGAAAUGAAAGCUCUUCCUGAUACGGAAGAACAACUUCGCCAUUGGGCAUCAUAUAGAGGUCAAACGCUAACUAAAACUGUACGAGGUAUGAUGUAUAAUCGGCAAGCAUUGGAACUUCAAGCUUUCCUUGACAUGGCAAAAGAUGAUGAGUUGAUGAAAGGCUACAAGGCUGCAUCAUCUAAUACUGAAGAAUAUUUAAGCAAUGAAAGAUCAUUAUUGACACAGUGUCAAGCCGUGGUGGAUAUGAAGUUCUCAUAUGUGGUAUCUUGCCAACAGUAUGGUAUCCAAAAAAGACGUGCUGAUGCUCGUGCCCAUGACAUAUUAAAGCUCAUGACAACGUAUCCAUCUCUUCGUGUCGCCUAUAUUGAUGAGGUUGAAGAAACCAGUGAUGAAAAAUUGAGAAAAGUUGUUGACAAAGUUUCUUAUUAUUCAGUUCUUGUGAAAGCUGUGCCAAAAUCUGGUGACUCAUCUGACCCAGUUCAAAACCAAGAUCAGGUUAUAUAUCGUAUAAAACUUCCAGGACCUGCCAUAUUGGGGGAGGGAAAGCCAGAAAACCAGAACCAUGCUAUAAUUUUUACACGUGGAGAGGGACUGCAAACGAUAGACAUGAAUCAGGAUAACUACAUGGAAGAAGCCUUUAAAAUGAGAAAUUUACUUCAAGAGUUUCUUGUUACGCAUGGUGUAAGGACCCCGACCAUACUUGGACUUAGGGAGCAUAUAUUCACUGGCAGUGUUUCCUCUCUUGCAUGGUUCAUGUCAAAUCAGGAGACAAGUUUUGUUACUAUUGGUCAAAGAUUGUUGGCCAACCCAUUAAAAGUGCGAUUUCAUUAUGGGCAUCCAGAUGUUUUUGAAAGACUGUUUCACUUGACCAGAGGUGGUGUGAGCAAGGCUUCUAAAAUCGUUAACCUGAGUGAGGAUAUUUUUGCAGGUUUCAAUUCUACAUUACGUGGAGGAAAUGUAACUCAUCAUGAAUACAUACAAGUUGGUAAAGGCAGAGACGUCGGUCUUAACCAAAUCUCGUUAUUUGAGGCAAAGAUAGCUAACGGAAAUGGGGAGCAGACAAUGAGUCGUGAUAUAUAUAGGCUGGGACAUCGUUUUGAUUUCUUUCGCAUGAUGUCAUGCUAUUUCACCACUGUGGGAUUCUAUUUCAAUACACUGCUCACAGUACUUAUUGUAUAUGUCUUUCUUUAUGGACGUCUCUACCUUGUUCUGAGUGGACUUGAGAGAGAGUUGACUACUAAUAGGGCGGUGGUGAACGAUAAACCCCUUCAAGUAGCUCUUGCCUCUCAAUCUUUUGUUCAAAUUGGCUUUCUUAUGGCACUGCCAAUGAUGAUGGAAAUAGGUCUCGAAAGAGGGUUCAAUAGAGCAUUUACCGAUUUUGUUUUGAUGCAACUACAAUUAGCUUCUGUAUUUUUUACAUUUUCACUCGGAACAAAAACCCAUUACUAUGGACGGACUUUGCUUCAUGGAGGUGCUCAGUACAGAGCUACAGGUCGUGGAUUUGUCGUGUUCCAUGCCAAGUUUGCUGAGAAUUAUAGACUUUACUCUCGGAGCCACUUUGUCAAGGGAAUUGAGCUUCUGAUCUUACUUGUUGUAUAUGAAAUUUUUGGCCAGUCUUAUAGAGGUUCAGUUGCAUACAUAUUGAUUACAAUUUCAAUGUGGUUUAUGGUGGGAUCAUGGCUCUUUGCCCCGUUUCUUUUUAAUCCCUCGGGGUUCGAAUGGCAAAAGAUUGUUGAUGAUUGGACAGAUUGGAGCAAGUGGAUAAGCAAUCGUGGAGGAAUUGGUGUUUCCGUUGAUAAAAGUUGGGAAUCAUGGUGGGAAAAAGAACAAGAGCAUCUUAUAUCUUCUGGGGUACGGGGUACCAUUACAGAGAUUGUUUUGGCGCUUAGGUUCUUCAUUUAUCAGUUUGGACUUGUGUAUCACCUCAGCUUAACAGAGAGCAAAAGUUUUUUGGUCUAUGGAAUUUCAUGGAUUGUGUUAAUUGGGGCACUAUUUUUAAUGAAGGUCAUGUCAUAUUGGAGAAAAACUCUUAGUGCCGACUAUCAACUUCUGUUCCGUUUGAUAAAUGGUUUUAUCGUCCUUGCGUUUGCUGCUACUCUGAUUACUUUGAUUGCAUUACCUCAUAUGACUAUAAAGGAUAUAGUAAUAUGCAUCCUAGCAUUUCUGCCUACGGGAUGGGGGCUGCUUUUGAUUGCACAAGCCUUGAGGCCAGUUCUGAGACGAUCUGGAAUGUGGUCAUCGAUCAGAACCCUAGCACAAUACUAUGAAAUAAUCAUGGGUUUACUUCUAUUCACUCCGGUCGCUUUUCUAGCUUGGUUCCCAUUCGUCUCAGAGUUCCAAACACGUAUGCUAUUUAACCAAGCCUUCAGUAGAGGUCUACAGAUUUCUCGUAUUCUUGGUGGUGGACAGAAGAAAGACAAAUCCUCCAACAGUUAAGAUAGAUCUCAUACUUUCACUACCACGGGAACAAUGUAAAUACAUAUUUGUUCUAUUCACAAAACAUACAUGUAUGUAAAAUACACCAGCGCCACGUGGAUUGUGGUGAUGGGGUAUUUUGAGAGAGAUCUCAUACUUUCACGCAAGUGCUAAUAUGUAAAUGAUGCAUGCGUUUCUUGA